CUGAGUAGGUGUACGAGGGAAGAGACGGAAGGGCGCCAUCAAAUGAGAAGUUAAAAUAUGAUGAAGAAUUCAUUAACAAUAAGUUAAACCAAGACUUUACAGCAUGGGGUACAUGGGUGUGUGCUGUGCCAGCCUGAAGGAUGACAAGGGUCUGAUGAAGAUGGGCCUGGGGCAGGUGCUGGUGGGGCAUGUCAACUUCCUGCUGGGGGCGCUGGUGCACGGCGCUGUUCUGCGCCAUAUCAACCUCCACAAGGAGGCCCGUGCCAUGGAGUACGCAAUCGCCAACGUCAUUGCACUGGUCGCCGGGCUCAUGGCAGUCAUCACAGGCAUCAUAGCCAUCGUCCUCUCCAAAAACAAGAAGAAUACAAUUCUGGCGUGGCUGCUGCUUGUGGUCAGCCUGCUGGCUGGUCUCCUGGCAACUGCCGCCACUGUGGGGCUGACUGUUGCCAUGGUGAAGGCAAUUUUGCACAACGGCCAGAGCCUCCUAACCCACUGUGACAUCCCAACGUCCAUCAGCUACUACAGCAUCACCACCGAGUGCUCCUUUGACCCUACUCGUAUCUAUGGCACCACCAUCAUUCUGUGGGUCCCGCUUAUCCUGAUGUGCGUGGUGGAGUCCGUUUUCUCUGGCCGCUGCUGUGCCGUCUGCUGCUCCUUCCUGCGCUUGAGCUGCCGAAAGAGGAGGAAGGUUACCAAGGCCCGCAGGGUGCUUGUGCGGAGACCAGAGGAAAUGACAUCGGGCUCUCAGGUGCAGCAACAUGACCAGGAGGCGGAGCCAGCGGAACAGCAUGAGCUGCUCAACAGGAACUCUCAGUCUCACAGAUCCACAGACUGGGUUUGAAGAUCACUAGUGCCAGGCCAGUGCAAUGCAUGGGCUCUUAACAUGACCACAUGUCUCUAACUCUGUGUGGGUAAGGCGGCCCCAACAUCCCACUACAAAACAUGAUUCACCCCCUAGUUGAAGGCAUGCGGAUGUGUUAUGCCAGGACAUCUUCUGCCCUCUUUCAAAAUCAUCAGACAAAAGCACUUCUUUGUAAUCAUUGGUUUACACUGGAGCGCAGUGAUCUUUGAACAGGCAGCAUGGACUUGCUUGCCCCAGAGCCCACUGCAUUGACCGCAGUACUCGAUGCAACAGUCAACUCUGGUCCUUCCGAAGAGACGAGGGUGUCAGGUGUUCCUGCAGACACAUGGUCAGUCAGUGGUCAGGACAACUUGGUGGAGUUUUAUUUUCUGUCUGAUUUACACAUACAAGGAGCGUGUGCAUACCUCUGUGUUCACAGACAGCAGCAUUACAUUUAAAUCCCUUUGUCAUUCCAAACUUUUUCACCCGCUUUUGGGGAGAACUAUGAGCAAAAUGAAUUUUUUUAUGUCUUCUUUAAUACUGUCAUUCUGCCUGGCACAACUGUAGACAUAUACAAACCCACAGAAAGCUGUUACAGAAGUGCUUAUAUAAUGACAUAUAAAAUGUGUAGGGAUUUUUGUGUGCAGUAUGUUACAAUAUUUAUGUUUUCUAAAUAAAUACUGAUCUCUGCCAUUACACUGGACAUUCCUUUUUUUGUUUGUUUUGCAAUACAGCAUGCAGAGUAAACAGCUUUUAUCUUGCAGUGUAUGUACAUUGAUGAAUUCGCUCAUAACGCCAAGAUUCUACGCACUAAGGGUUCUAUGACAAUGGGUAGGUGCGGGAUACUUUACAGAAUCCUUCAACAGAAACACAAGGUAGACUAAACUCUAGACUUGAGGGCUAGCAGGAAAUUAAAUGCGAUUGAAAUAGCUGGCACUUCACCAUGACGAAAAGUAACGCACAAGUCUUGCUGCAAAAGUUUCAUGCCCAAUAUUUACUUUGGCUUUUACUCUUUUAUGGAAUGUACACAAAUAUUAUUUUUAAAGGCCAUUUUAGAUUUUUUUUCCAUUUGUGGUAAAUAAGUCCAGAUUACCAACACACAUUGUGUAGGUGUAUGUUCUCAAUAUGAAAUCCUCACAACCAGUUAACCCUAGGCCUCAUAACUCCAAACAUCGUGUGGUUCAAACUGAUUCAGGAUCAUUGUUUGGGAGCUGAAAAUAUCUACAGCUGGAUGAGGCUUGCUUACUACACUGGCCGAGAAGUGCUUAUAUUUGCUUUCUAUAUCCAACACUCAAAAAUGUCCUGCCCUCAGAGCCAGAUGGACUGUAUGAUGGUAAUGGCCAAAUGCAUUCGGUGGCACUGGAUUAUUCUCAACAUGAGGGGGUCAUAAAUUUGAGAUCAAGCUCAGUUUUACUCUUCAUUUAGGCAGUGUUCCAGACUCCAGGCUGUAAAGGAGUUUCUCUCGUGCAUUGUCGCAUGACUCCCUGGUGGUUUCAUCCUGUGUCAGGCCACAUGAUCCAUUGCACAUGUUCCAUAUUGACCAAUCAGAUGCCAGUUUGCCUCGUGGGCUAAACGAAGCUUGAGUUAUGGGCAGCAAUUCAGAGCAGACUCUGCUCAUCCCUGCUAAUAUGUACAGUGUAUGGUUCCAUCUAGUCAUACAUGUAAUCAGUCC
This is a messenger RNA of Megalops cyprinoides (Indo-Pacific tarpon), 2513 nucleotides long. Its product is annotated as keratinocyte-associated protein 3-like. Lineage: Eukaryota; Metazoa; Chordata; Actinopteri; Elopiformes; Megalopidae. The record is from RefSeq and is a predicted model, not a curated record. The transcript is spliced from 6 exons. Bases 104 to 841 code for a protein of 245 amino acids.